AUGCCGGCCAUAAAAUCACGUGAUAUUUACAAUUCAAAUUUAAUAGUUGAUGACGACAUGGUAAAAUUUAGAGAAUGGAAUAUUCAAGAAUUAUGUUUUAAACGAAAAGGAGAAUCGGAAAGAGUCAAUGUCAAAAAUUCCAGUAAUACAUCUCACGUUUUUAUUCUUUUGGUGAACUUUUAUAUCGUAAGUGACGCUUCUCCAGUUCCAUACCAUCGAACAAAUACUCUCAAUUUAUCUUCUUUAACAUAUGCAACUUUGGCUGUUCCAGGUACAAUUUGUUUAAGAUCCAAAUAUUUUAUAUCUCUUUCCUCAAAUUCCCCCUCAGUGGCGAAAAUUGAGGUAGUAACAAAGAGAAGAAGAAAUGCGAGAACAAAUGUUAAGGCAAAUUGA
Molecule: messenger RNA, 393 nt
Organism: Diversispora eburnea
Lineage: Eukaryota; Fungi; Glomeromycota; Glomeromycetes; Diversisporales; Diversisporaceae
Source: the annotation of a GenBank genome assembly